This is a messenger RNA of Camellia sinensis, 1088 nucleotides long. RefSeq names its product SNF7 family protein (gene SNF7.1). The record is from RefSeq and is a predicted model, not a curated record. Gene Ontology annotation, cellular component: ESCRT III complex; multivesicular body; cytoplasmic side of plasma membrane. NCBI's taxonomy places the organism in Eukaryota, Viridiplantae, Streptophyta, Magnoliopsida, Ericales, Theaceae. Gene Ontology annotation, biological process: vesicle budding from membrane; late endosome to vacuole transport via multivesicular body sorting pathway.
ACGUACGGAAAGGCCAAGGCAAAGCCAAUCAACGCGGCUAAGAAAACCUCUCUCUCUCUCUCUCUCCCUCUCCUUCUUCGUUGUUUCCCCAAAUCUCGAUCCCCCUACCUCUCUAUUGCUCGUAAACCCUAAAUUCGCUCGAUCGCUGACUCUCAAGCCCUGCCAUCAAUUUCACAGAAGAUCGACCAUGUUUUCUCGGCUCUUUGGCAAACCCAAGGAAGAGGCCAAUGCUCUUACCACGUUAGACAAGUUAAACGAGACACUUGAAAUGCUUGAAAAAAAGGAGAAAGUACUCCUGAAGAAGGCUGCUGGAGAAGUUGAAAAGGCCAAGGAAUUUACCAGAGCAAAGAACAAGAGAGCGGCUAUACAAUGUUUGAAGAGGAAGAGGCUCUACGAACAACAAAUUGAGCAGCUUGGAAAUUUCCAACUGCGAAUCCACGACCAGAUGAUAAUGUUAGAAGGUGCAAAAGCUACAACAGAGACCGUGGAUGCAUUGAGAACUGGAGCAUCUGCAAUGAAGGCCAUGCAGAAAGCAACUAACAUUGAUGAUGUGGAUAAGACCAUGGAUGAAAUAAACGAGCAGACCGAAAACAUGAAACAGAUUCAAGAAGCAUUGGCUACACCCAUUGGUGCAGCGGCCGAUUUUGAUGAGGAUGAGUUGGAAGCAGAGCUUGAAGAAUUGGAAGGUGCCGAGUUGGAGGAACAGCUUCUUCAACCUGCCACAACGGCUCCUGCAGCCCCAGUGCAAGCACCAGCAGGCAGGAUACCAGCUCGUGCGGCUCCUCAGAAACGCACCGCCGAGGAAGACGAACUUGCAGCAUUACAGGCAGAAAUGGCACUUUGAACAGGUUGUUUUUCUUGUCUUUUUGCCUGUAAUUUGAUCGAUUGUUGUGGCAAUGUUGUGUCAGUUGACUGAUUGGUGAGCUGUAAGUCAUCCAGUCAUUGGAAUCUCUCUCCACCUAGAGCUGUAGACUCUGAUUAUAUUGUGUAUAUUAUGAGGCCAUCAUUUGCUUUAGAACAUCUGCACACUUCUAUACUGAUGAUAAUAUAUUGUUGUAUUGAAGUAGAAUGAAAUUGUUGUUAAUUCU